AUGAAAUUCUCUAUUGCAGCUGCUUCCGUUUUUGCUCUUACCUUUUUAUCAGCUGCUGUCAAAGCAGAUAGUUAUACCGAUAUUAUUGCUGAAUUCUGUGACGGGCUUGAAGUAACUACCCCACUCGAUACCGAUGUCCUCGUGUCUGGAAGCAAUGCCACCGUUACAGUCACUCGUGUAGCUAAUAGUCAUGAAAAGACAAUUACCGGUCUUGAUUUGUAUUCAGUUGAUAGUGAAGGUACACCUAAAUAUAUUAAGAAUACUUGGGCUGGUCAAUACAACUUGCAAACAUCCGCUUCCAUCUCUGAUCAAAUCCCUCAAGACACUGCUGCCGGUCUCUACUAUUAUCGUGUCUGGGUUACCAACAUGAUUGAUGGCCAACAUGGUCCUGACUGUAUCAAAACUUCCCGUACAUUCAAGGUCGCCACUGACUCUCACACCAACGAAGCUGGUUUCACAUCUUAUGCUCAAUCAUUAGACGACGUUACUUAUUACAAGCCUGAGUUUGCCAAGGGUUGUUUCGGUUUAACCGUGAAGAGUCCUGCUGAAGGUGAGACUCAAAAGCAAAACUCUCAUGUCGCCAUCGUCUUGCAACGUGACAGUGCUUCUCAAACCGAUGCUUUAACCAAGGUUGAGGUCUACAGAGCUCUCGAAGGUCCCGAUAAGAUGGUCGAUACUAUCUGGGUUGGUAAAGAGGCUUUAGCCAAUGCUUUCACUAUCAAGGAUCAACUUCGUAUCCCCAGUGACAACUUUGAAGCCGAUGCUGUCUACUACUACAAGAUUGAUGUUACCAGUCAAGUCAAGGGAGAAACAUGUAGUUUCCAAUCAGGUGCUUUCAAGAUCACCGCCUAA
Messenger RNA from Mucor mucedo, 852 nucleotides. RefSeq lists its product as uncharacterized. The coding region runs from base 1 to 852 and encodes 283 amino acids. The record is from RefSeq and is a predicted model, not a curated record. The transcript is spliced from 5 exons. Lineage: Eukaryota; Fungi; Mucoromycota; Mucoromycetes; Mucorales; Mucoraceae.